UCAGCGUACAGACGUUGACUGCAUGGAACAGUAGUUGUCACACUUCGGGGACUCGUCAUCUGAGAACAGCACUGGUGUCCACAGCUCUAUCCUAACUUCCUGAUAUAAUAUUCAACAUGGGUCACAGGGUCGCACAGAUAAGCAUUAUGGUCGUAUCGUUUCUUGCGGUCGAGACAGCUGCGGGUAGCCUGGACCGUAACAAACUACUGGAGUACAACCAGACCAAGGACUGGUACGCCCUGCGCGUCUACCUGACCGAGGCGCUGACGGGGAACAACACCGCCGCCUACUUGGAGAUGGAGGGGAUCCCGUCCUCCGAGAACGCGCCGAUGCAUCUCAUCGGGCGGGAGGGCUACGACGCGCUGGCGGACGAGCUGGCGAUCCCCGAGUCGGGCGCCGAUCUCGUCGACAGCGCGGGCUACACCAUGCUGCACGGCGCGGCCAUCGGCGGCCGGGUUGACACGGCGCGGCUGCUGCAGGCGCACGGAGCCGACCUCGAGGCCAGGGACCGCGACGGCAGCACCGCGAUGCUCCUGGCCGCGCGGCACGGCUCCCUCCCGCUGGUGCGUUACCUCACCAUCCGCGGCGCUGACGUCAACGCCGAGAACCGCCAGAGGCAGUCGGCGCUCUAUUGGUCGGUGUACAAUGGCGACCAGGCGAUGCAGGCUUGGCUGGUAGAUCACGGGGCUGUCAUUCCCACAGCAGGAUGGUCGGCGGUGUAGCGUGGAGGCCGUCCGCACUCUCUGGGAUACUGCAGUAGUUUCGGCAUUGCUAUGGUACAUAUCUAUUAUUGUAUUGUAGUAACAUAUAGCUGUGUAUCUGAGAUAUUACAUAAUCUCAACAGUGUAUUAGGCCUAUACAUGUACUUCAUGUUAUUAUACCACAUUUGGGUUUAUGAUUAAGUGCACACAGAACAUACAGUUUUGUGUAAUAUGUAAUAAUUGUUGUAGUAUGGGUUAUUAUAUUUUGCAAAGGUACUUUUACAAAGGAUUGUAUACUUAUAUUAGUAAAUAAACUGUAGAAUUGUCAUCAUCACUUAUUUCUCUAGUAUAAAAAAAUUAAUUCGCUCUUCUGUGACAUUGUUUGGAAAACCAUUAUUAACAUGACCAGAUUUUAAUGCAGCAAUAUUUUUAUUAAAAAAUUUCAAAGGUUGUUAUCUAAAUAAACUUGCAUUAAAGUCACGUCAUUAUAGAGAAAAUAAUUUUAUACAUUUUGGUCGUAUUUUCAAAGGUGACAUUUGCAUAAGUAUAAAAACCCAGCAACCUUGAAGAUUGUGGUUCCAAUUUUGAGUGAAAAAUAGGAACUUAUUUUUUCAUCUACAAAGGGACUAUAAACUUCCAUUAAAGUUAUUAAUAAAAAUAAUGGUAGUGCUAUUGAAAAUUAUUAAAGAAUGAUUCCCUUUCUAUUGUAGAUUGGUUUACACAGUUUGAAGGCUAUGAAUUUCAUUAUUUUUUUAAUUUAAAUUUAAGGGUUUUUAAUGCAUAGGUUUUAUUCAAGAUAGUAUCUGAAAAUAUUUUCUGCCUGCUACAAAAAGGAUCUAAAUAUUUAAACACAAAUAAAGUAAUUUGUAUCAUUAUACUCUACACAAUAUAUCAUGAAAAAAAAUAAUGAUAUCUCCCCCUUAGUAAAAAAAAAUAUUUAAUAUAAAAGUUACAACUUUUUAAGUACACAGAAUCUUCUGAAUCCAAUACAGCAUCUUAAGACUUAUAUCACUUCACCUUAAAGAUAAAGAUGAAAUUGAGAAACUAAAUUUCGAUUAACAUUUUGAUGUAGAGUAUGUGAAACAAUAAUCCCCGAAACUAUUAGGAUUUUGUUAUUAAGUAUCCUCUUAUAUGGAACGAAUCUGAUCGAGAUCAGAUAAACAUGAAAAAAAAAAUGUUUUAUCCAGCAGGAGAGACUGUGACUUGUUAAAAUAAUACAGUGUCUUGCAACAAAACCUUCGAGAGCAAUAGCUUUAAAUCAUUUCCCUGCAAGCUUAAAAUAUCUGCUCAUGCAUAAGAAAUAAGACCCCUGGUCGUAAAUACAAAACCAGAAAAAAUACAUGAACUGUAGCCGGACGGUAAUAGGGGCUGCAGGAAGGUAUCUAAGUUCGGGAAAUAUUAGUAAAGAAAUGUUAGCAAACUCGUAGGAUCAGGGAGGAAGAUUAAUAGAUUUUUUUUCUUUUUAGAAGACAUGAAAUCAUAUUGGCUUAUGAUAAAGAACAAAAAAUAUGUUCCUAUAUGACAUCCGGAGGGGCUUGUAUUAGAAAGAGGGUGGUGGCUCCAUUCUCUUCCAGACCAUCCCUGUAUGGCAGCUCUUGUUUAGUCGAAGUUACAUGAGGAAGAAUUUUUAAGGGACGAGCAUACCAGAAAUCCUUUUUAGUUGAAUGAUCCGUGCUCACUUCGUAUCCGCACUUAUCCUCUCCCCAAUACCAUUCACCUAUCAACCAAGCAUUGUGUUUGCAGAGAUCUUUGCAUACUUACUAGCAUAAAUUACAAAAUUUCAGGUG
Bacillus rossius redtenbacheri is the source of this 2488-nucleotide messenger RNA. Its product is annotated as ankyrin homolog. Lineage: Eukaryota; Metazoa; Arthropoda; Insecta; Phasmatodea; Bacillidae. The coding region runs from base 117 to 722 and encodes 201 amino acids. Gene Ontology annotation, molecular function: protein binding. The record is from RefSeq and is a predicted model, not a curated record. The transcript has 3 exons.